This is a messenger RNA of Cannabis sativa, 1213 nucleotides long. RefSeq names its product putative protein phosphatase 2C-like protein 44. The transcript is spliced from 5 exons. Gene Ontology annotation, molecular function: protein serine/threonine phosphatase activity. The record is from RefSeq and is a predicted model, not a curated record. NCBI's taxonomy places the organism in Eukaryota, Viridiplantae, Streptophyta, Magnoliopsida, Rosales, Cannabaceae. Gene Ontology annotation, biological process: protein dephosphorylation. Gene Ontology annotation, cellular component: nucleus; cytosol. Bases 145 to 1002 code for a protein of 285 amino acids.
UUAAACCAGAAAUAGUAUUAUAGCCAGAUAGAUAGUUCACUCUUAAUAUUUUUCUUCUACUUAAUAAACAAAAACCAAAGAUUAAUAUCAAAGAAAGUUUUGUAUGUACUUUAACUAAAAAAAAAGAUCAUAUUUUUAUUAAUCAUGGCUCUCAAGGAUCUUCCUUUCAAGCUCAAGGGUUUUAGGCUGAAAAGAUUGCCAUUGGGAGAAGUGAAUAAGAAGAAGAAGAAGAAAAGAGAGGUAAGAAUAUGUAAGCCAUCAUGGAUGACACCAAUCUCACAUGGCUACCAUGUGGUUGAGUCUACUCAAUCUAUCAGAGUUGGCUCGGACGAGUCAGAGGCUGACUCAGUGGUGGUACAAAGAGAACAGUUUGAUCAACUUGAGGUUUGGUUCUUCGGAGUCUCCGAUGCUAAGAUUGGUGAUGGAGUCAACAACUACAUUCAAUCACAUUUUAUGGACAAAAAGCCAAAAGAAAUAAGGAGAAGAAGCAAAGAGACAAUGAAGAAAGCAUAUAUGGGUGUUAGAGGAAAGAUGAGAGAGACUAUUCAGAAAACAGAAGAGAGAGCAAAAGCAGGGUCAGUUUCAGUGAUGGUAAUCAAUGGUGAUAAGCUUGUAAUAGGUAAUAUUGGAGAGUACAAAGCUGUGGUUUGUAAAAAUGGUGUGGCUCGUUAUAUGAAUCCUCAACACAAGCAUUUUUCAUCCCCUAAACCACAUUGGUCUGGUAGAUUUCUUUCAGUGAGGAUGUUAUCAUGUCAUUCUGGCAAUAAUACAAUGCAGUCUAAAAGCUCAGAGGUUCUUGUUGGGGUUGAGAGAGUUGAUUCUGAUACUGAAUUUGUCAUAUUAGCCAGCACUGGCAUUUGGGAGGCAAUGAAGCCACAAGAGGCAGUGAAUCUGACAAGGCACUUAGAGGAUCCACAAGAAGCUGCAGAAUGCUUGGCAAAAGAAGCUAUAACUAGAAUGAGCAAGACCAACAUUUCUUGCUUGAUCAUUAGAUUUGAUUGAAGUUAUUAUCCUACCACUUUCUCACUCUUUGAUUUUCAAGACAAGUGUAAAAGUAGGAUCUUUGUUAUGGAAGCUUUUAAUUGUGGAAAACUUCAAUCAUUUUUCUUUUUAAAUAUUAAUUAAAGAGAAUAGAUGUAAGAAAUAUUUUAGUAUAGUAUGUAUGUAAGCAAAAGCUACCAAAUAAAUGAAAAGAAAUGAAAGUGAACACAAA